ACCUCCGGCUCUAAACAUAGCUGCUCUGCGCCCUUCGCUUCUGAUCACAUCCAGGAACAGCCCAUAUCAGAUCUGUAGGAUGGUGCCGUGGCACCGCGGGCACCUCACAGUAAGGGACAACGUUUGAUUUCUGUGGAGACCAGAGCAAAACAGCCGAACCAUGAGGGACAGACUGAGCCACCUGCAGGAGGUGUCCAAUGGCUACGUGGAGCAGAUGGAGUACGCGGAGUCCACCGUCUCCGACACCUUCAGCAACGUGGACCUGGAGGAGCUGCAGCAAGAGGCGGUGGUGUUCGACAACAGCCCGGAUCUGGAGGAGGUCUUCUCCCAGUCACAAGACAUCCACAAGGAGGUCCAACUCGUCCGCCUGGAGAUCAAAAGGCUUCGCGAGCAGAACAACCGCAUGCUCCAUGGCACCACCAACAUGAGCAUCAUCAAAAGGGACUCUAACGCCAUCGGUGCUGAUAUAAAGUCUCGGGCUGAGGGUAUUCUAGCUCGGCUGAAGGAGAUGGACGGCACAGCCCACAAACUUGAAGAAGCACACGGGUCAAAUUCUGCCAUCACACGCAUCGCCAGGACCCAGUAUGCCUGCAUCAGCAACGGUUUCCGCGACGCCAUGUUUGACUAUAAUGAGGCUGAGAUGAGCCACAGGGAGAACUGUAAGAGCCAGAUCCAGAGGCAGAUGGAGAUCGUGGGGCGCGAGGUGUCAGGAGAGGAGAUGGAGGAGAUUAUUGAGACGGGCCAGUGGAACGUCUUCACAGAUAACAUCGUCUCCGAGGGUAAAACGGCCCGAUCGGCUCUGUCUCAGAUUGAGAAACGUCACCAGGAGCUGGUGGACCUGGAGGCCCGCAUCCAGAGCAUCCAUGAGAUUUUCCUGGACAUUGCCUUGCUGGUGGAGGAGCAGGGGCCCAUGCUGAACGACAUCCAGACUAACGUGCAGAAAACAGACGAAAACAUACAGGAAGUCCUCGUCAAACUGGGCAGGGCCAAACGUCACAAUAAGAACAACCCGUUCAAGAAGAUGUUCUGCAGCUGUUUCCCAUGCGUCGAUAAAUGACUGUACACAGGCGGGAAGAGGGAUGGGAAGAGCUGGAAUCAAACAUUUUAUUUAAUGUCUGUAAUGUUUGUUUAAAAGGUUUGAGACGGGUAUCUCAAAUCAGAAUCAAUUCCCCCUUGAAUGGUGUUUAAAACAAGUUUUCUUUUUUUUAUUGCCUAUCACCUGUUUCCUCAUCAAAGGGAAUCAAUGCUUAUUCAGUUUUUGGAACACUAUUACAUUUUUUUUUUAUUGCUUUCAGGAUGCCUUUGAUUUUAAGUCCAAUCAUCAAUCAAUUGACCAAAGACAUUCAGAGAGACAUCAAGCUGAAAGAAAAUGUUUGAGAAAUUGAACCAAUGUAGUUGAUCUUGAUUUAGAUGAUGCUUUUCUUCAUUGCUAUAGAUUUAAACUGUACAAUUCAUGCGUUGCCACUCUGGAGUUUAUCUAGUAAUCACACUGUGUUGUAAUCUGCUACUUUUCACCUUCCUUUAAUGACUUGAUAUAUAAUAUCUUAUAUUUGUCUCUAUCUCAUCGAGUCUUGUAUUUAACAUAAACAAAUGUAUUAAAAUAUAACUUGAGUGUUUGUUCUUGUUGAAAACUAUA
Messenger RNA from Platichthys flesus (European flounder), 1636 nucleotides. RefSeq names its product syntaxin 11b, tandem duplicate 1 (gene stx11b.1). NCBI's taxonomy places the organism in Eukaryota, Metazoa, Chordata, Actinopteri, Pleuronectiformes, Pleuronectidae. Gene Ontology annotation, biological process: synaptic vesicle fusion to presynaptic active zone membrane; intracellular protein transport; exocytosis. Gene Ontology annotation, molecular function: SNARE binding; SNAP receptor activity. Bases 161 to 1057 code for a protein of 298 amino acids. Gene Ontology annotation, cellular component: plasma membrane; synaptic vesicle; SNARE complex. The transcript has 2 exons. The record is from RefSeq and is a predicted model, not a curated record.